AUGAUCACAAUAACGAACAAAUUGCGGCAGUUAGGGAAACCGCUCUUUAAAAAGUUACAAACAAACCAAGUGGCCCGCGGAAGAAACGAUUCUUUAUCAGCGAAUAAAAGUGAUCAAAACAGUGUGAUGGACGAUAUAGCACGGUUCAAAGAAUGGGCAACGAAAUUAGGAUGUUCCCCGGACAAAUUGCCACCGGAUGAAAAACUGAAACAGGCGUUCCGUGGGGAACAGAGCUCCAUUUUCAACCAUAUAAUAGAAAAAGUUCGUCCGAGACAAGAGAUAACGCGCAUGAAGAAGAAUGUACUUGUUCGCAAACUGCAGGUGCACAAGAAGAUGGACACGAUCGUUGCGAACGCAUCGUUCAACUCUCUGCCGCCCGAACUGCAGCGCUACAUGAAAAUACAAAAGAUAAAGAAAACAAUUGAUGAAACACGCCAUCGUAUAAAGCAGUCACAAAACUGCCUUGAAACUACUAACCUGCAGAUCAAAGAGAAAAAUGCUCGGAAACUACAAUCGGUGAACAAUUUAGAGGAGCUUUAUGGUAAAACAUCUUUGUACGCUGCCUACGAAACGUCCGUUCAAAAUGGUAUUGAAAAGGAAAAACAGCUUGCCAAGCGCAUCGAACGAAUCAUGCCCAUCAAAGGAUCGGAAGCGUGCCGUGUUGAUACGGCGGAAAAAGGCAUCGAGCAGUGCGUGCAACUGUUGACACGGUUUUACGAAAAUUUCAAAGAUCUCAACCCGGACGCCGGUCGGGCGUUGCAGGAAGAUCUGUGGUCGGAUAUCCGUGGCGCGCUACGUGGCAUUCCGAAUCAUCUGUUGUGGAGCGUGCUGCUAAAGAUGAAAGAUGUGCACCUACGGGAAAUCUCCGAGGUGGACAGCCGACACGAAGAGAGCGACCAGAAUAUUGCACUCUCCGAUCGCGAUCUUCUGCAGGGCAGUAUGGCAAAACUGUGCACCAGCCACAUCAAAGUGUUUCUAGACGUUGUCGACCACAGCAAUAAGGUGAAUGCGACACGGGAAGAGUAUCUGACCAUCCUGACCCCAUGCACCAACGAGCUGGAGGCCAAGAUGGCCCUGAUCAAUGUGAUGGACGAUGAGGCGGAGGAAGCGCUCGAAGAGUACCUGGUCCAGUGGAACUCUCGAGAGUAUAAUCAGGGUCAGCUGGAGUACAUGGGCCGGGAAGUGGAGCGUAAAAAGCAGGAACUUCUUUCCUACGGACAAAAGCUGCAAAAUCACGAACAACUGCUCGCGCAGCUUCGUGGCAUCUACGGGCAGAUCGACGAUAUAUCCCGCCAUAUGGAAGGCGAACUUCAGCAGGUGCAUCAGAUAAAGCAAAAGAUAGCCUACGCAAAGUACGUCAGCCAGCAAACCGUGCGCAAUGCUCGCCAGAAAAAUGGAACCAACCAAACGCUCAACUCGAGCGAACUAUCCUUCAGCCGACUGGAGGGCACACAGGCCGGGCCGGCCUACAAUCCGGCGGUACUGCCACCGUACGUUCGCGAGCUGGAAGUAUUCCGUAGCAUUCCCCUUUCGCGCUACGUUUCACAAACGAAACCGAUUCAACUCGCGUUAGAGCCAAACGUGGCCAUCUAUUUUGAAACACCCGCCGCCCUGGCAUUGCUUCCUUGUACCGUGUUCAGUGCGGACACGGCCAUCAAACAGUUCCGAGCGCUGCAGGAGCUUGAAGCGCGGGCAAGCGGUUGCACCGACGACUCGUGGUCUCUGGGGGCGCCCAGCUUCGAUCACGUCCAGCUGGAGAAACAUUGGCAAAGCAAUCAUGGCAAGAUUUGUGAGUUGCUGGACGAAAUCGAAACACUCUCGAACAGCACCCGACACAUCCUCAGCAAGAGUCGUGUGUUCUACAACUUUACACUGGCCAACAACUUGCGUAAGUACGUGCCACCGACGAAGCUGUUCAACGGGCGUAGCUUCCGCGAGUACGAAAGCGAAUACCUGAUGUACUAUCGAAUGAUCAAUGGGUUUGGAGGAGGAAACUAGAAACAAAAACAACAAAACAACAAAAGAACGGGCCGUAAGAUGAUAUGAUAAUUGUGAGUCUUUAUAAUGUUGAGUGGAUAAAAUAUGUGCAACCAAUUUUAUACAUCUACAAACUGAACUAACAAAGUCUUUUAUUAUCAUUUGAUUAAAAUCACACUUAGUUCUACCUAACCUUAAAACCUUA
Molecule: messenger RNA, 2182 nt
Organism: Anopheles coustani
Lineage: Eukaryota; Metazoa; Arthropoda; Insecta; Diptera; Culicidae
Gene: dgt5
Product: augmin complex subunit dgt5
Exons: 5
Coding region: 1-1998 (665 amino acids)
Biological process (GO): spindle assembly
Cellular component (GO): HAUS complex
Source: RefSeq, a predicted model, not a curated record